AAUUAACCGCGUGCAGCAGCGUCGCAUAACACAGCCGUUGCAGCCAGAGCACUGCGCCACAGCGCGGACGCCAGCGCGCGAGAUCCGCCGCCAAAAAAGCACGUUGGUACUACGUGGUGGCCAAAAAUAGCCAAUUUCUAAAAGCUGAUAUGCGACGGGCGCGGGACCGCCGACGCGCCGGUUUCCCUUGCAUCGCUGUCGUUGGCGUGCCGCCCCCCCCCUACGCAAGCUGGCAGCGACGCAAACCGCCCCGCAGGUUAAAACAAGAUGGCGUCCUUCACCGGCACCUACAAAGACGAGCUCAUCGCCACGGCCAACGCCAUCGCGGCGCCGGGCAAGGGCAUCCUCGCGGCCGACGAGUCGACGGGCACGAUCGGCAAGCGCUUCGCGCCGAUCAACGUCGAGAACACGCAGCCGAACCGCGUGCGCUACCGCGAGCUCCUCUUCAAGACCAAGGGCCUCGGCCAGUACAUCUCGGGGGCCAUCACCUACGAGGAGACCCUUUUUGAUACCGCGACGUGCGGCACGCCCAUGGUCGACCUCCUCAAGAAGGAGGGCAUCAUCCCGGGCAUUAAGGUCGACAAGGGCGUCCAGCCCUUGUUCGGCACGAACGGCGAGACCGUGACCCAGGGCAUCGACGACCUCGGCAAAAGAUGCGCCAAGUACUAUGCUCAAGGUGCUAGAUUCGCCAAGUGGCGCGCGGUGCUCAAGAUCGACGCCGCGACGCACUGCCCCACGCCCUUAUCGAUUGACCAGAACGCCGAGACGCUGGCCCGCUACGCGGCCAUCUGCCAGGCCAAUGGUUUGGUGCCCAUCGUCGAGCCCGAGGUCUUGAUGGACGGCCCCCACUCGGCGGAAGACGCCGAGAAGGUCUGCGAGAAGGUCCUGGCCGCCGUCUACAAGAAGCUGUCGGACCACCACGUCCUGCUCGAGGGCACGCUCCUCAAGCCCAACAUGGUCCGCAGUGGCGAGAGUGCUGCCACGAAGUGCGACAUGACCGAGGUCGCCGUGCGCACGGUCCGCUGCCUCAGCCGCACGGUGCCGCCGGCGGUCCCCGGCAUCACCUUCCUGUCCGGUGGCAUGUCCGAGGAGGACGCGUCGCUCGCGCUCCAGGCCAUGAACGUCUGCCCGGGCAAGAAGCCCUGGUCGCUGACCUUCUCCUACGGCCGCGCGCUCCAGCAGUCCGUCCUCAAAGCCUGGAAGGGCUCCGACGCGAACAUCGCGGCCGCCCAGAAGGAGCUCAUGAUCCGGUCCAAGGCCAACAGCGAGGCGAACCUCGGCACGUACAAGGGCGGCGCCGGCGGCGCCGCCGCGACGGCGUCGACCUUCGUCGCCAACUACUCGUACUAG
Messenger RNA from Pelagomonas calceolata, 1350 nucleotides. NCBI's taxonomy places the organism in Eukaryota, Pelagophyceae, Pelagomonadales, Pelagomonadaceae. The record is from the annotation of a GenBank genome assembly.